AUGGGCGUGCGCGGCUGCCUGCUGGCCCCGCUCCUGCUGCUGUGCGCGCCGCCGCACCGGGGCGCCAGAGCCAUGAACGACAUUGGGGACUACGUGGCCUCCAACCUGGAGAUAUCCUGGCUCCCCAACCUGGACGGCUUAAUAGAGGGCUAUGCCCGUAACUUCCGGCCCGGCAUCGGAGGACCCCCCGUGAACGUGGCCCUGGCCCUGGAGGUGGCCAGCAUCGACCACAUCUCAGAGGCCAACAUGGAGUACACCAUGACCGUGUUCCUACACCAGAGCUGGCGAGAUGGCAGGCUCUCCUACAACCACACCAACGAGACCCUGGGCCUGGACAGCCGCUUUGUGGACAAGCUGUGGCUCCCAGACACCUUCAUCGUGAACGCCAAGUCAGCCUGGUUCCACGACGUGACCGUGGAGAACAAGCUCAUCCGACUGCAGCCAGACGGGGUCAUCCUCUACAGCAUCCGAAUCACCUCCACAGUGGCCUGUGACAUGGACCUGGCCAAGUACCCCAUGGAUGAGCAGGAGUGCAUGCUGGAGCUGGAGAGCUACGGCUACUCUGCGGAGGACAUCGUGUACCACUGGUCGGAAAACCAGGAGCGGAUCCACGGGCUGGACAGGCUGCAGCUGGCCCAGUUUACCAUCACCAGCUACCGCUUUACCACCGAGCUGAUGAACUUCAAAUCAGCGGGCCAGUUCCCGCGCCUCAGCCUGCACUUCCACCUGCGGAGGAACCGAGGCGUCUACAUCAUCCAGUCCUACAUGCCCUCCGUCCUGCUGGUCGCCAUGUCCUGGGUGUCCUUCUGGAUCAGCCAGGCCGCCGUGCCCGCCAGGGUGUCCUUAGGCAUCACCACCGUGCUGACCAUGACCACGCUCAUGGUCAGCGCGCGGUCGUCCCUCCCACGGGCGUCGGCCAUCAAGGCCCUGGACGUCUACUUCUGGAUCUGCUACGUGUUCGUGUUUGCCGCGCUGGUGGAGUACGCCUUCGCCCACUUCAACGCCGACUACAGGAAGAAGCGGAAGGCCAAGGUCAAGGUCACGAAGCAGAGAGCAGAGAUGGACGUGAGGAACGCCAUCGUCCUCUUCUCCCUCUCGGCCGCCGGGGUCGCCCAGGAGCUGGCUGUGUCCCGCCGGCCCCGCCGCGUGCCCGGGAACCUCCUGGGCUCCUACAGGUCAGUGGAGGUGGAGCUGGGGGAGCGGAAGAAGGAGGGCGGGGCCCGCCCGGGCGGCCUGCGCGCCAGGCUCAAGCCCAUCGACGCCGACACCAUCGACAUCUACGCGCGCGCCGUGUUCCCCGCCGCCUUCGCGGCCGUCAACGUCAUCUACUGGGCGGCGUACACCAUGUGAG
This is a messenger RNA of Perognathus longimembris pacificus (Pacific pocket mouse), 1351 nucleotides long. It is a transcript of the gene Gabrd, whose product is annotated as gamma-aminobutyric acid type A receptor subunit delta. The record is from RefSeq and is a predicted model, not a curated record. Gene Ontology annotation, cellular component: GABA-A receptor complex; synapse; neuron projection. Gene Ontology annotation, molecular function: extracellular ligand-gated monoatomic ion channel activity; neurotransmitter receptor activity; GABA-A receptor activity. Gene Ontology annotation, biological process: chemical synaptic transmission; regulation of membrane potential; nervous system process. Lineage: Eukaryota; Metazoa; Chordata; Mammalia; Rodentia; Heteromyidae.